GUUCAUGACGUCAUAUUCUCGCGAGAGGAGGCUAGCGGCGUGUGGCUGAACAUGCCUGCGGGAUGCUUGGGGCUGGAAGUGCAAGCGGCGCUGCGGGGAAUGUAAACACAGUGUGAGGGGGAAGCAGCCCGCUUGUCUGAUUGUAACCGAGGGGAGAUGGAUGGGAGCAGCGAACGCAGUGCGGAAAGGGAAGAUUCCGAGGAGGGACCGAGUGAGGAGGAGGUUCUGGGGCUCCAGCUGCCGGUGCCAAGAAGGAAACCCCACGGGUAUCUUUCAAAAGGAACCACUUACCGUCACACCGUAGACCUGUGCUUCUGCCUCAUUCAUGAAGCCAUAGCCAAGAGCCAGUGGGAGAAAGCGGCUGAACUUAUGCUGAGCUAUUUGCAGACUCUUGAAGAUGGGACCACCGAGAGGCAGAGGUGUGCUCCGGAGAUCAUUUGGAGACUUGGCAGUGAGAUCCUCCUAAAUCACCCUAGAAGUACAGUGGAAGAUGUCGGCUUGUUCUACGAGCGAAUUAAGAAUGUCGGCAUAAGAAGCUACCUCAAGAUAAGCCUAGAACAUGUCUUUUUUCUGCUGUGCAAUGGCAGCAAGGAUGAGGCUCUUUUAGCCGCAACUACUGCUGAAAGCUGGAAGUAUGGCCGGGCCUCUCUCUCCCAGGAGAACACGAUCAAGCUCAUUCAGGCAUACAGAGGGAUUCUAGACUACCGGUCUUGGCUGGAGAAGAAGGCGGCAAUUACUCAGGGGGAUAUGAGUUAUGCAACCCAAUUAAAUGCUGUCAAGGAAAUGUGUAUCUUCCAGCAACAAGCAAAGGCUGCUUUCCAAGGAAUUCUUAAGUUUCCUGGUGUUUGGGAUCCUUUUGUCCUGUGCUACAUAGAUCUUUUAGAGUCUUCUGAAGAAAAGGAGGAGGUGGAACAGAUCCUGAGGGACUAUGCAUAUGAUCCCAAAUUCCCUGCCAAUCCCAAUGCAUUUGUGUAUUUGUACGAGUUUCUAAAAAGGAAUGAGGCCUCAAACGAAGCUCUUAUAAAUGUGUUAAUGGACUUGCACACCAGGGUUCCAUCGCACAAACUCAUGCUGGAAUUCUGUGACCUCCUGAAGCAAUCUGAGUCAGAAGAGCAUCACCAACUCGCGCUGAAAGUUCUGUUUGAUCUCCUGGAUUUUUCCGGUUGGGGGUACAGUAUGGAAGCUUGGCGGCAAAUAGGAAAGCGGCUCAAGACAAGUCUGAAAAGAAAUCAGGACUUGUGGAUUGAGGAUCAGUGGAAAUCAAGACGCAGCUGGUGGCCUCUUUACCAUUUUACUGAGUUCCAUGCAAAAAAAGAAUGGAAGGAAAUCCCGAAACUGGCAAUGAAGAAAGCCUUGGCUGCUGGGAUUUUAUUAGGACCAGGCUGCGCCUAUUAUAAAGCUGUUUGUCGCCUCGGUAGAAAAACCAAGAUGAAAAAGGUGAGAGCCAUGAAGACGUUUCUGAAGAAUCACAGCUGUUCCUUAGUGGAACGACGGACCCAGCGCCAGAUUGUGUUCUUUACGUGCCGAAAAACUACAGCUGCUUCUUAGUGGAAGAGCAUUUGGAAGCGCUCAUGUGGAGGAAUUUGGUUUCCUGCCUGCAGGGUAUUUCAGCCAUUCUAAACUGUAUGUGCUUAUUUCAUGCUGCAGAGAGAAAAUGAUCGAUUGUACAGGUUUAGUAUCACCAGAGUACUAUACCCCCAUACACACACACACCUCGUUUGCAGCAAUAAAACUUACCCCUGUUACACUUGGGGUAAGUAGCUAAUGGCUUUGCACGCCGGUUAUGAGUGAUUUUGGUGCAGGAAGAGUGCAACAGAUUCUCAAGUGGAAAUCAAGGCUGUGAUUGGCCCAUUGGAGGUCACUCUCUUUUUUGGGCAGCUCCAGAUUUACUUUGCCUUAUGUGUGGGGUAAUUUUCAGAUUCAGAUUUUUGCAGGCUGGGAGUGGUAUUUCCACUUAUUUUAAAUCACUCACUCAGGGCUGGGCCCUCUGUUUGUAAAGUCCCUGCUGUGGCCUUAUACUAUAAUAAUAGUGCUACACUGUGAUAGAGUGCUAUAUCAUUGGUACCCAAUGUGGGGCUGGGCCCUCUGUUUGUAGUGAGAGGAUUAUCAGAAAUGUUGCGGUGUAUAUUAAGAUGGAAUCUAACCCACUGACCUCCUGUUGGAGCUUUAGGCUGCUUGGCCACCCUGACUGGCACAAAGUGGGUGCUGACCCACUCCUAUAACACAAGCUGGCUAAUCCCAACUGAGAGAAGAUUCCCCUGGCGUCUUACCCUCUACACAGUUAAACAAUUUGUGUUCUCUCUCUGUCUGUAGCAGUCCCUGUAGCUCCCAAAAAUCAGCAGGAAGUACAAGUCCUCUUCCUUUUCUCAAACUCUGGAAGAAACCACUCUUCCCCCAGAGACAGGGGUUGCUGGUCUCUCAAACUAGCCACAGAUAGGGUUUUUCUUUAUACAUGACAUAAAGAUACAGUGACACCUACUGUUAAGGUGUCAAAUAGCUUACCAAUUUAAUUAGCUCGGCAGAAUAUUUAAUUUCACCUAAGGGUUACGCUACGUUAUAGAAUGCCCUAUUCCUAGCAACUUUGCAAUUGGUUUUCAUUAUUUGCUUUUCAAAUUAUUUGCCUUUUUCUUCUGCCUGUUUCCAGCUUUCAAAUGGGGGUCACAGACCCCGGCAGCCAAAAACUAUUGCUCUGUGAGGCUACAGUAUCAGGGCCGCCAUCAGCAGCCAGCCCAGUAGUGCCCCCCUAGUACAUUGGUAGCCAUUGGUUACGCCCUGUGCAUACUGACGUCACGUGUACGCAUGGGUCGUAACCAAUCGGAUUACCCACUGACCCAAUGACAGGUCCCGGAAUUGAUUAAAGGGGGACCGAGCUACGAAGAAAACUGUAGUACAGUUGGGCCCCCUUUAAAGUUAAAAUCGCCUGGAACGACUGUGCCCCUCUGCCCUGCACAGUAUUAUUCUAAUUGUUACUUUUUGCUACUUUUCUAUGCAGGCCCUCUUCUAUUCAUAUUCCCAUCUCUUGUUUAAACCGCUGCCAGGUUGCUAGAGUAAAUGGCUGUUAAAAUACCACAUGGAAAGCUGCUGAAUGAAAAGCUAAAUAACUGAAAAACCAUAUAAAAUAAAGACCAAUUGCAAAUUAUUUCAGAAUAUGUCUACAUCAUAUUGAAAGUUAAUGUAAAGGUUAUCUACCUCUUUAAGAUGCCUGCAGUGUUUCUCUGUUUUCAUAGGUACCAGUUUGUGCAGUGCUGCCUUUGCACAUUGGUCAGGUACAUUAACAGUAACCUGCUAAGUGCCGGAUUGGAGGUUUGGGGUUACCUUAUGACAGGGGUUCCUAAACUGUGGUGCUCCCCCCUCAUAAAUGUGCUUGGAGCAGUGCAAACUGGGAAUAAUGGAGCUUUGCUCUCCUAGAUAUACCUCAAAGCCCAGCUUGUAGAUCAGUUGGGGUGAGAUUGGGGGGGGGGGGAGAAUAUUUUCUCUGUUUGUACUGAUUACAUGGGCCCUGACCAAAGGGGGCACUGGGCAUGCCUUCACGCUGGACUUGGAUUGAGAGAGUCUGACAACCACUGCCCUGUGAGCUCAAUGGCCGCAUCGCUCAGAGACACAGAGAGCAUUGCACAGGCUCUUCCUGCAGUGUUUAUACUGGAGACACUUGACAUACAGUGGCCAAUGACCAGUUUCCUAUGGAAAUGCAUUUGUACUGCUGGAUCAGCACCCUCACAUCAUUUAAAUGUGUAAUUUGUUUUUGUUAUUGAAUGUUGAAAUAAGGCAUAAACAGAACCAUUUACAUUC
Xenopus tropicalis (tropical clawed frog) is the source of this 3789-nucleotide messenger RNA. It is a transcript of the gene taf1a, whose product is annotated as TATA-box binding protein associated factor, RNA polymerase I, A. The record is from RefSeq and is a predicted model, not a curated record. Gene Ontology annotation, biological process: transcription by RNA polymerase I. The transcript is spliced from 10 exons. Lineage: Eukaryota; Metazoa; Chordata; Amphibia; Anura; Pipidae. The coding region runs from base 157 to 1548 and encodes 463 amino acids. Gene Ontology annotation, cellular component: RNA polymerase I transcription regulator complex.